This is a messenger RNA of Dreissena polymorpha, 6239 nucleotides long. RefSeq lists its product as uncharacterized. NCBI's taxonomy places the organism in Eukaryota, Metazoa, Mollusca, Bivalvia, Myida, Dreissenidae. The transcript has 13 exons. Gene Ontology annotation, biological process: protein ubiquitination; Notch signaling pathway. Bases 1 to 3735 code for a protein of 1244 amino acids. The record is from RefSeq and is a predicted model, not a curated record.
AUGGCAGCAGUCCCACUGGUUGUAGUUGUAAAGGAAGGUCCUUUAGAAAAAGCAAAUGUUGAUGUGAUCGCCUGCACUGUUGGGUCCUACGUGGAACUGACUGCUGGAGCUGCUUCCAAAGCUCUCAAUGCAGCCAGUGGCUACAAUCUUCAAAGGAUGAUGCAGAAAGCAAACAGCAAAAAGCCUUUUGAAAUUGGCGAAAUAGCUAUGCUUGACAUAGAUGUAAACAGCGGUCUCAAUUGUAAGAAAGUGUUCUUUGGGGCUCUGUAUUUUACUAAGUUCAGACAUGAGGAUAUGUUCAUCAAGAAAAAACAUGUUGACCAGUUGAAUGUUCAUGAAUUUAUGAUGCGAUGCCUUGAAAAAGCAGAUCGUCUUGAUCAAACUUCAAUUGCCUUUCCAGCGAUUGGCGCUGGAGGCAAGGGUUAUUUGGUUGACAUUGUUGCUGAACAGAUGUUUGAAACUGCAAGUCUUUUCAAACCCAAGAGGCGACUAAAAUCUGUGAUGUUUUUUGUUUAUGAAAAAAGUGCUGUACAGGCUUUCAAGAAAGCAGAAACAAAUUGUCAUUCUGCAAUAUCCGACACAAGACUUGUUCCAUCGAAACCAGUUGGCGAAGGCCCGAAAAUGAAAGAGUCUUUUACCAACACAGCAAGAAUGAGCGCAGGUGGUAAUGUUAGUCUACCACAAAUAGGACACGAAGUAAAGGAAGCAGCACUAGGAAUGCUUGAGGAUCAAGAAUGGGAAUUUUUCAAAUUGAAUUACAUGGACUUUUUUCCUGUAACCAUAGAUAAACUAAAAUUAAAAGAUAGAAUGUUAUAUGUACUCGGAACUGAAAAUGAGAUAGCAAACAUGAAAGAAACUUUGUUGGUCUUUGGAAGGAAAAUUAGAGAUUUACGGACGGAUCAAGUAAAUAUGACAGAUGAUGUCUACACUCUAUUGAAAGAUAAGAUUGAUAAAAGAUGUAAAGAGGAUCGCAUUCAAUGUGUGUUUGUAAAUAGCAUUCUAUAUAUUUAUGGAAGCUGGAGUACAAAUUUGCUUUUAAAGUUUAGAGAAGAUAUAUGUGAAAUGGCAAAACAAGCCUCAAUUUCUACAAAACAAAAUGCAAUGAAUACUAGAGAUGCAUUAAAAUCAAUGAGCUCUUCUAAUGAUCAAAGUCUUAAUGGCGCAAGACCGAAGCACUCUUUAACCGCACACCAAUCAGGAUUUCCUGAAGGAGCAGCUGAUUUUAGAGAAAUCAGAACAUCAGAGCGCAUCCGAGUGUGUGUGUACUCCUGUGAUAUAUUGAAGACACGUGUUGACUGUAUAGUAAAUGCAGCCAAUGGAAAUCUAAAUCAUGAUGCAGGAAUUGCACUUGCGAUUGUAUUGAAGGCAGGUCAUGCUUUGGAUGUAGAAGGACAGGCUUUAUUGAAAACAACGCGUCAUGGGUGUAUAGAAGUUGGAGAAGCUUGCCAUACAGGUGCGGGAAAUCUUCAAUACAAGUUUAUUAUCCAUGCUGUUGGGCCAAUGUGGUCAGAUUAUAAACCCUAUUCGGACAAAACAGUCAAAAUGUGUGAGGAAAAGCUUGAAAGUGCCAUCUUCAACAGUUUGACUAAAGCAGAAGAACUGAGAAUGACAUCGGUGGCUAUUCCAUCAAUCAGUUCGGGCGUGUUUGGUGUACCUAAACAAAUAUGUGCUGUAGCAUAUGCAAGAGCAGUUCGAGACUACAGUAAACUAUCACAGAAACCAUUACUAGAAGUCCAUUUUGUCGACUUAGAUGACAAAAUGGUGAAGUUAGUACAGGAUGCCUUCCGUGAAAUAAUAACGUUGAAUUCUUUGCCAUCUUGGUACAUUAUGAAAGAUAUUUUAAGGAGAACUGCAGGUAUGAGUACCCAAAGAAAAGCUGAAGAUCCAACACACAGUCCUAAAACCGACUCGCCACGCUCCUCUAAACCAGGUGGUUCUGGAACAAAGCCUGGUGGACUUUCGAACAAUACAGGAAAGUCUCCACACCAACGUGCAUCUACAGAUACUACCUUUUGCUUUGAAGAAGAAAUAUUUGGGACUUCAACAAGAGCACUAAAAUUUCACCUUUCGUCUACGCAGGUGUUGCAUGUGUACUCUGAAGACUUGUUGGGAACUACAAUGCCAAAGGUUGAUAUGCUUGUCUGUAGUGAUAACUUGAAAGCAACAGAAAAGGGCUACCUUGUUGGUACAUUACGUACCACUGCUGGUAAAAAAUACACAGAUGAGAAAGACAAAGCUUUCAAAAAGACUGGUCUUAAACAAGGAGAAGUUAUUGUUUGUAAUGGUGGUAAUACACGCUAUAAAUAUAUAGCUGUGGUUGUAAUGCAUGUAUUUAGCACCUCGGUUCCAAAGUCAGAAAAAAAGAUGAAAUAUCUUGCAUUAUACAGGAAUAUAUUUAAGACAGCUGUUGAAAAAGGCAUCAGAUCUGUUGCUCUAUCUGCCUUAGGAACAGGAUCGGGAACUAUGAAACCUGAGCAUUCAAUAGUAAACUUCGCAGAAGGAUUGCUAGAUUUCUUCACAAAAAACAAGACACACAAAUUGUGUGUUCAUUUUGUAAAUAAGAAAACAGAAAUAAACAGCCUUGCUAAGACUUCGAUACAGCAGACGUGGAAUAUGCGCCCUAAACAGCAAGUGAAUAUUGGAGCACCAGGCCAUGCAAAAUCUUCAGAUGCGAGGUCAGAAAUUAAUGAAAAUUCAAUGUUUCAAGAUCAAAUGUCUAAUCCCCAAUUGAGAAAGCCGAGCAAUGACAGCUCGACAACAAAUAACUUGAAGGAAAAUGUUGACGGUAAGAACAUAAAUCAAAGGAGAACAUCAACUUUUGCAAGAUCAAUGAGUAUUCCUUCUACUGUGUCUGCCGAACAUAAGACUGAUUCAAACCCAAAACGUUUCUCUGCCUCUUUGAUGGUUCAACAUGGAAACUUUGACCCCACUAUGCUGGCAUUCCAAAUAUCAAAGGGCGGUGGUGGUGGCAAUCUUCCAAUGUUUGAAACUAAUGAUAAUCAAGCUGCUAAUGGAAAAAACAUGCAACCAACAGAUCCUGUAUUAAAUAAAACUGAUAGACGUGAGACAACGCCCCCUCAUAUUUCAUCUUCAGGCGGUGACAUGCAUUCAUUAGGCAUGGAGCAGUCUAAGGAACACAUGCCAGGCCCAGACGACAAUUGUGUCAUAUGCAUGGACAAGUUGAAAAACCCAGAGAUGUUAAAAUGUGGACAUGCAUUUUGUAGUGAUUGCAUAAAACAACAGUUUGUUUACAAAGAAGCUUGUCCGGCAUGCGGGACUGUUUGCGGUGUUAUCAAAGGCGAUCAACCAGACGGGACAAUGGAAGUGUGGACAAAUGAAACAGAACACUGUGCUGGGUUUGAUAGGUGUGGGAGGAUUGAAAUAACCUACAAUUUUCGCAAUGGUACACAAAACAGUAGUCAUCCAAACCCUGGCAAACCAUACAAAGGCAUUCGGCGUACAGCCUAUUUGCCGAAUAAUAGUCGCGGAAGAAAGAUAGCUGAGAUGCUGCGUGUUGCUUUUGAGCGAAAGCUAGUGUUUACAAUUGGUAGCUCCCGGACAACUGGAAAAGAGGAUGUCAUAACGUGGAAUGAUAUACAUCACAAAACUGACCACAAGCCCAAUACUCAAUUUGGCUACCCAGACGACACCUACCUUGACCGAGUUACAGACGAACUGAAAGUUAAGGGAAUAACGGAGGAUGACAUUCCGCAGAUUUCAUCAAAAAGACGAUAAUAGUGGCAUCUGGUUAUUACUGAUACCUGCAAAUGAUUUGUUUACUUUAAAUUAAGGGGCUGGUAUCAGCAAUUUACAGGGUGUUUUUCUUUUGCAAAACGCCAUUUUUAUGCCUGCUUUCGAAGAAAAGGGGUUAUAUAGUUUUCGCACUGUCCGUCUGUCUGUCUGUCUGUCUGUCACACUUUCGUGUCCGCUCUCUUUUUCAAAUACUUUUCAUCCAAUCUUUACCAAACUUCGUCAGAAGUUGUAUCGAGACAAUAUCUAGGUCGAGUUUGAAUAUGGGUCAUGCCGGGUCGAAAACUAGGUCACGGGGUCACUUAGUGCAUUUCAAGGAUUUAGCAUGGUAAAAUACUCAUAACUUCUAUCAAAGCGUUGGCUAUAACUUUUGCAUUAUUGAAGAUAGACACUUGAUAUUUGGCAUGCAUGUGUAUCUCAUGAAGCUGCACAUUUUGAGUUGUGGAAGUUCAAGGUCAUCCCUUAAGAUCAAAGGUAAAAAAAAAAAAACAUUUUCAAAGCGACUUUCUCAUGAAGCUGCACAUUUUGAGUGUUGGUAGUUCAAGGUCAAGGUCAUCCUUCAAGGUCAAAAGUAAAAAAAAUGUUUCAAAGCGGCGCAAUAGGGGGCAUUGUGUUUCUGACGAACACAUCUCUUGUUUCAGUUGAAAACGCUUAUUUAAUAUUGAACAAUGUGAAUUGAUUCAUUUGAAAAUGCAUUUUGAAUGAAGAUUCUUUGAGCAAUUAAAACACAUUUAUGAAAUAUUGUGUUACAUAAAUUACAAUAAUUUCUAGAUGUUGUAAUCCUAAGCCUUCAAAAUUCGAUUUUCUUAUUUAAAAAAUAAGUUUUUUUGUGGGUUAUUUUGUGAAGUUUUAACGACAUGUUUUGUAAUUGUAAUCAAAUGCUUCUGCGUGCUCUAUAUAAUUCUUUUCAUGGUGCAUAUUCCUAUGCAUACACAUAUAUGUAAUGAUUGUUUGCAGAUUUUUAUCCUUAUUCCAUAUAAUUCAUCAGUGUCUGUUCUAAAUUGGUUAUUCUCUGAUGGAUUGACUUAAUGUGUGUAAACUUAUGUGGGGUGAAUAUUUAAAAAGUGUGGGAAAUUAACAGACAAGUAGUGUCUUUUAAAAGGCGCUCAGCAUUGAAAUUAAUUUGUAGAAAGUUUGCCUUAAGUAACAUAACUAAAAUAUGGCCUUAUUACAAUAUACCUUGUUGUUCAUACAAAAGUAAAACAACAUUUUUUUUAAUGAGAAGAAGAUUCAAAAGUAAAGUUAUACCGAAUUCUUGAAUAAAUGCAAACGCUAAUCCAAUAUACCGGUAUAUUGUAAAUGAUAACUAACAGUAAGAUGAUACAUGUUAAAUUCUCCGUUUAUUUUUUUCUACUAUUGGGCUUAUAAAUCUUUGUUUGCUUAUAUCUAAAAUUGCAUUUGUUAAAAUACCCGUGUUAGAACAAUUUAUAGCAUGCUCAAACAAAAAUAGAUUAAUGGCAGCCUACUCGUUAAGAACAUAUAUAUAUUUGUUUUAUGCAUUCAUUUUAUUACAAUUUAAAUGUAAUCUUUUAUUGUUUUGCCAGGUAUUUACCACUUAAUAUUGUGUACUUUAUAAAAAAAAAAUUAUACCUGCACCAUAAUUGUUAUUGUGACACGCAUAUAUUUGCCACAUAAAAUAUGUUUUGGCUCAUAUGAAAGUGCAUUACAUUCAGAUUAUAAGAUUUACUGCAAAUAAUUAUGCAAAAUUAUGUUAAGUUUUUAAGUGUAGUCUAUAAUAUUCUUGUUAGUAUAUCUAAAACUAAAUAAAUACAAUCAUGUAAAUUGUCAAAAAUUAUAUAAUGCAACAGUUAAUGAUUCAUAAUUUCAUUUGAUUUGCUAAAUUAGGAAAAUGUAUGCAAUUUUGCAACAAUAUCCAUAUCAUCAAUAUUAGAAAGUCAUUUUAGUUUACCAGUUUCAAGGAUUAUAAUUGGUACGCUGGUAUAUGCUUAGCAUUGGUAUAUAUGUGUACAUUUUAACUUUAUCAUAAUAAAGAAAUAUAUAUUUAAGAACUAAAUAAGGAAAUUUUACAUUUGAAGCAAAUGAUUAAUUGUACGCUAUCAUUAUGUUUGUAUUAAACUGAUCUAUGUAGAUACACUAUUAUAAUAUUGUAUUUUCAAAAUAUUAUGCAGAAAAUGUUUGAGAUAUUGUGUUAUAGUGUUUUUUUGAUGUUAUUUGUAUGUGUUUUUUAAUUAUUAUCUUUAUGCUUUAAAGUAAAACUAGACAUAAAUCAGUUUAGUUAAAUAGAUCUUUUAGGCAGUAAACAUUUGUUAGAGACAAAUCUUGAACUUUGAAAAUAAAAUUGAACCUCUGUAGUCAAAUAGAAUAUUGCGGUUCACACAUUUCAAUGUGUUUAUAAUGUUUCAGUUUUAUAUUAUAUUGUAUAUCAUACUGAGAAAAUAUUUGAUAGCACUGUUUUGUUGAAAAUUGUUUCCUUCCUGUGAUGUAUAAGUAGAUGAUUUUAAAUACACUACCGAUGUGCCUUACGGAAA